AUGGAUAAUGUACUCAACACAGUUGUCAUGUUCGAGGACUUAGACGGAUCUAUAGUUUUUUACACCUAUAAACUAUUUGGUGCAGAAUGUUGGAAGGACAUUGUGUUGUCCUACAGCAACAAAUAUGAAAAUGGAGUGCUAAUGAGAAAUUAUUUGUUCCCGCGACGUUUACAGAAUUUCUAUAAAUGUGAACUACGUGUAUGUGUUUAUGAAUCUCCGCCGUUUACACAGAUCAAAGGUGAUAAGAAUAAGGAAAUAGAUUUGUUAAAUCUAAAUCGCUUAAGUGGUAUAGAAGGUGACCUGCUUAAGAUUUUAGCAGAGAAAUUAAAUUUUUCAGUGCGUUUAACAAUUUCGGAGGAGUUUGGCAUAAUUGGCACCGAAAGCAACUCAACGGGUUGUUUCGCAUUGCUUGAAAAUGAUACUGUUGAUAUAGCUAUUGGUGGCUUCAGUAGCGCGCUAACGCACUAUUACCUCUUCUCUUCUUCAUACACAUAUUAUGAUACCAAGCUAAUUUUUGUAAUCAGAAUGUAUUGGAGUCAGGAUCAUAUAAAAAAAUUGCUUUAUCCCUUUGAAAACAAUGUAUGCGAAACGAUACAGAUAUUUAUAUUUGGCGAUGGAAAUCAAAGACCAGUGUUGAACAUGGUAAUUGUCUUUUUGGGCUUCUCCCUAGAUGUCCCUCCAAAACGUAACUUCGCUCGUUUUUUGGUUAUGCUGUGGUUGAUUGUGACUUUAUUGAUGCGCAGUUCUUAUCAAGGCAAACUGUUCGACGUAUUGCGUUUUUCGAUUAUGGCACAACAGUUGGAAGCCAUAGAGGAGCUGAUUGAACAGCAAUGUCUACUUUUUGCACCAGCGUACGUUGAGUAUUAUCCAAGAAAUCUUACAGUGCCCAUUGACGGGACUGCUAUUGAACGGUUUGAUAUGGUGAAUACCUAUUAUGAAAAAAAACGUAUACAGUUUGAGCAACAACAGAAGAAACUAGAUCAUUUCAGAAACACCGAUAUUAUCACUCAAAUAAUAGGUUAUGAUGGAAUAACUAUGUCCUAUAAGUUUGUAGCAAUCGUUUUAUCAAGACUGUUCGAAAAGAUAAUGUAA
Molecule: messenger RNA, 1092 nt
Organism: Teleopsis dalmanni
Lineage: Eukaryota; Metazoa; Arthropoda; Insecta; Diptera; Diopsidae
Exons: 4
Coding region: 1-1092 (363 amino acids)
Cellular component (GO): membrane
Molecular function (GO): ligand-gated monoatomic ion channel activity
Source: RefSeq, a predicted model, not a curated record